Theileria equi strain WA is the source of this 976-nucleotide messenger RNA. RefSeq lists its product as hypothetical. The record is from RefSeq and is a predicted model, not a curated record. NCBI's taxonomy places the organism in Eukaryota, Apicomplexa, Aconoidasida, Piroplasmida, Theileriidae. Gene Ontology annotation, cellular component: nucleolus. The transcript has 2 exons. Bases 437 to 976 code for a protein of 179 amino acids. Gene Ontology annotation, biological process: maturation of SSU-rRNA from tricistronic rRNA transcript (SSU-rRNA, 5.8S rRNA, LSU-rRNA).
GCGUUUCUGGCAGAGAAAAGAGCAAAUACAAGAAUCGCCGGGGUUUUGGCCGUCAUCUGUGCGUUUAUAAAUGAAAUCUUGCAGGCGCCUAAAAUCUGUGUUUUCUGCCAUCUCGAGGGGUUUAAGAUCUAGGACAUUUCUGGUAAUUGUACUGCAGAUAAUCAUUGAAUGUGGCAUCGCGGCUCUCUGACGCUACUCUGUAGUUCUUGUCGUUACGUAAUCAGAAAGUGGCACGUGCCCAUCCUAGGGGUAGACUGCAAUGCCAAUCCGCGUCAUAAACAGUCGCUAUCAAAUCCGCCACCACGUUCCAGGGGGAUACCAAAGCAUUUGACGCCUUUUAUAUUCGGAAAACAGUACCAGCGCCAUCCAACCUGGCGUAUUGAUAAUACAUUCCUGUCCACAGCAGCCGCAAAGUAUCGCCGUACAGUACGCAGAAAUGGGUAAAGAUGAAAAGAGGAAGAGGGAACCUCCAAAGGAGACUGAGGAGGAAUCGGAUGCGUCCAAAAAGACGGGGAAAAAGUCAUUCUCAGUAUCCCUGGUUCAGGCCCUGCUGACCUGUGACAAGAAGCUGCUGGAGAAGCUACUCUCUACCACCGAUUCGUCUUCAAUUGAGGAUACAGUGGCCGAACUCACGCCGCCGCUUGUGCUCUCUCUGAUAGAGUUCAUCUCCUCAAACUUGAUAAAGUCCCCCAACCAACUCUACUCCAGGGAAGGAUGGAUAAACGCCCUGCUGAGGCGACACUGCUACUUUUUUGCAAACAAUACUCAGGGUAAAGAGGCUCUUUUGAAGUUGAAUAGACACAUACACCUGAGACUGGCGACGAACAAGGCGCUUUUACGUCUCAAGGGGAAGGUAGAUAGCGUUGUCUACCUCUCGAGUUUGCACGCAAAGAAGCGUAAUAUAGAGUCUAUCGAACGCAAAAAUGCACAGGAGGCACUAGUAGUCUUUAACGAAGACGCUCCUGAUAAUUUGUGA